Messenger RNA from Lactuca virosa, 999 nucleotides. NCBI's taxonomy places the organism in Eukaryota, Viridiplantae, Streptophyta, Magnoliopsida, Asterales, Asteraceae. The record is from the annotation of a GenBank genome assembly.
AUGGCUUCAUCUUUAGUAUUUUACUUGAGUGAAGAAGGAAGCACGGAUAGUGAAGACGAGGAAUAUGUUGAGUCUUCUACGGAUACAGAUUCCAUAGGGUCAUUAAGUCUUGACAUAGAAGAGGAUAUGUUUAUAGAUGCCCGAUUUGAGGAAGAUGUUGACACAAUCUACCCUGCUGGAGGAAAUGUGUUUGAAAUAAGAAAUGGAUACGAUGCAUAUAAGGUUGACUUAAAUGCACACUAUUGUAGUUGCAAGCUAUGGCAAUUAUCCGACAUUCCUUGUGUACAUGCUGGUGCAUCAUUGAACUACUGUCACAUUGAUCCUGAAGAUUAUUUGAGUACAUGGUUUAGUAAGGAUAAAUUCAUAGCAGCAUAUACCAAGACAAUCGAUCCCAUGAAUGGAAGUAAAAUGCGGCCAAAAACACCUUACGAAAAGACUUUGCCACCAAAAGAAAUGAGGAUGCCAGGCAGACCUACUAUUAAAAGGAAGAGACAUGAGACUGAAAACAAAUCCAAGUAUCCAACUGUUUCAAAUGCGGGGAGGCCAAAAACUUGUCGUAACUGUUUACAAAUUGGCCAUAAUGCUAGAACAUGCAAGAAUGAGAAACAACUACCCCCUCCCAAGCCAAAAAGGCCGACCGGAAGGCCUAGAAAUGACGAUUUUGAUGAUCGUACAAAAGGUGGAAGAGGAAGUAGAGGAGGUGGAAGAGGACGUAGAGAAGGAAAUAGAGGACGAGCUGGAAAUAGAGGAGGAGGUGUGAGAGUUAUAAUAAAUGACGAUGAUGAUUUUGUGGAUCGUUAUAUGGAAAAUGAAAACGAACAGGUUAUUUAUGAUGAUGAAGGAGUGCCUAACAGUCAAACACAAACUUGUGUCCAUGAGACGCAAUAUGAUGCAGAUGGUGAUCUUCAAGAGGUUCCGGUGAGAGAUGAGGAAGAUUUUGAAGAUUUUUGGAACAUCAUACCAAACGAGUACUGGAACUAUGAAAACAAGAAAGAUUGA